AUAUAUUCUCACAAGUUACUGCCCUAACACUAUUCUUCUUCUUAUAUAGCGUCGAGCAAUGCUUACCUACUUAAGUUAUAUAACCCCUCUCCAAUUACUUCCCAAUAUGGCGGAGAGUCCAGUUCCAGACCAGAAAAGGAUUUCCAAAGGUGGACUUCCGACGACAACCUUGACAGAUAUGCCCAAUCCACCGUCUCAGGUGGCGGUCGGAUGCUGCCUCCACCGCUACUUCAACUUCCCUCCGAGUACUACUCAGCAGACACUCGGCAACCUACCCUCUCAGCGACUUGUCUUCUACCUAUCCUCUCAUGGCAACCAUAUCAUCAACAGAAGGUGCGAAGUCUUAGAGUCCAAGUGUCGAAAGCGAAGAACCAAGAUGAAGAGUGGCUCCGAAGCCAACGAAAUCGCCGAAAAGGACGCGAAAGAGAAUGGGGGUCUGCUAGCAAGACAAGUUUGGCGAAGGAGGGAUUACACGGGGAUCUUGGAGAUCUUGGGAACCACCAGCAUGAAAACGAAAACGGCAAUGAGAUUUGCCCUCAACGGCAAACAUGAAGCCAUGAUUGUGCCACCCAUUAGGAGAUCCAGGAUGAGCAUCGGAGUCGAAUGGAUACGAGAAACUCGCCCCGACAGCUCAGCUGACUCGCUACCAGGUGCACCAUACAUACCACUAGACAUUUCUACGAUACGAUAUCCCCUCAAAUCGAUGUGCAAGAACCGAGGUCUGAAGGUGGGGACAUCCUUGGAAUUCACCCGAAGAGAGAGAAGAGUUGAAAGAAUUCAAGAAGUCACGACUGUUCUGAGGGUGGUGACUGGGACGGAGGACAGGAUAUUGCGAGCUAAACAGCAAGAGUUGCCGACCGAGGCCUAGGCGCUAUUGCCCAAAAUGGUAGGUAAGGGUGAAUGCUUAACUGGAGCCCCACCGAUAUAUAAACCACCACAGUCCCCAACUUCGUGUACAACGACUCCAACUCCGAUUCCGGAUAGUCACUCUUUCCCCCCACGCCAUUAUUAUCACCUCCGCAAGACAUCUAGCGAACGCCAAGUCGCCGCUCUUCAGUCUACCACAAGCCUGACUGCCCCGACACUCGCUCGGUUUAACAGGCUCAAAUCAACCAUCGCCAUUCAACUGCCCUCUUCCAACCAAAGUCGACUAACCUUUACCUCGACAACAUGAAUCGACGCCAUGCGAGUAAAAGACGCGACAAGCAAGGCUUUGCGCUUCGUGACGCCAUCGAAGAUCUCACGCUUAAACCAAAGCACCUGCCCUCGAGACUUCCGGAGACGUGGGUGGAGGAUGAGGACGGCGACUUGCAAC
Cucurbitaria berberidis CBS 394.84 is the source of this 1315-nucleotide messenger RNA. RefSeq lists its product as uncharacterized. Lineage: Eukaryota; Fungi; Ascomycota; Dothideomycetes; Pleosporales; Cucurbitariaceae. The transcript is spliced from 3 exons. The record is from RefSeq and is a predicted model, not a curated record. Bases 59 to 868 code for a protein of 269 amino acids.